AUGAACACCCCUUCGCCUUCUCAAGAUUACUUCCAACAACAACAACUCGUUUGUGCAGUCUCUGCAAUCGUCUGGUAUUGUUUGCUUGAUAACAAGACUUUCAUUGAUGCCAUCACUGACGAGAUUAAUAGACGCGGCAUCCAUCUUUUUCAAGACCGUGAAGACCAUUUAUUACGUCUUGGUUUUGAGAUGGACGUCAUUGGUCAAAAUGGCCAGCCAUCAGUUAUGGUUGCUGAUAAUGCCAUCCAACUGGAUGAGGGUUUUGUGUUUCCUGAGGAGAUCCCAGUUUCUCCUUCCAGCUUUCUAGAAGAACCUUUGGCUCCUGGCUCACCUGAGCUAACCCCUACUAGUCCUGGUGCCAUUCCUUCUGUUGGGCCCUCUUCUGGGCAAGUUCGCCGCCGCUCUUCCCCUUCAGACAGGUCUGAAGGCACAGCUGACAAAAGACAGAAGCUGUUUGAUCCUGCAGCUUAUGUCAACGGCCUGUUUGAAGGGGUUGACAUCUCUAAUUCAAAUGGAAUGACUAUCAAGUCAUUCCAUAUGCAAUGUUUGUCUCCUGCGUCCCUGGUGUGUCCUUUGCCUUCUAUCUCUUUGGAACAAGGGUUGGCAUUCUUCCAAAAUGAUGGCGUUAAGACCAUGUUCCUAGGCCACCGAAAGGUUAAGCUUAUGGAACAUGUCUUUUACAUCAACGUCUUCAUUAUUGGAAGAAUGCUUGUACGAGAACGCCAAGUAAACUCGUACAAGCACUUUCUUCAGCAUUUGAUUUCUGAUCCUGCCAUCUGGCCUACUGGGGAAAGUGCCAACCUGAAGUACUUGGUCCAAAAGCUAAAAGGAGCCAAUAGAUUGUUGCACUUGGUUAAGGAAGUAGGAAGGCCAAUGAUCCUACUUCCUAACGAAGUCAACAUCAUUGAGCUGAUCAAUCAUCAUUUGGGAUUCGAAAGCAUAAAACGCGCAAAAAAGUUUCAAGGAACCGUUGGUCCUCUUUUACAGCAUAUGAACGCAAUGCAAAACGUUGGAUGCGACAAAACAUACAAGGCUGUCAUUUCUGGACAGCUUUCAGAAAGAAUACUGUUUGCGGAUGUCAAUGAUUGGCAUCCUAUCAGUACAAUAAAAGCAACGAUUACAUCGAUACAAGAGCCACAAGAAGAAACAGAUCUUCCAAUUGCAAUAGCAAAUCGAUUUGCAACUGUCAGUGCGUCUAGCAUUACAGAUCCCGGUUUUGAAAACCAUGAGGUAACAACAACCGAUCUACAUUUCCGUAUGGCUAGUGGAGCAACAAUGAUAAAACGACGGCUAAGAGAAGAAGAUGAAAAUAAUAGUCGGCAAGACAAACAAAGACGAAUUGAUAAUGAAAACGACACGAUAUUGUCAAAUGGCAUAGAUGAGGAGCAGCAUGAAAACGUUGUAGAAGAUGAGGACAUGUAUGAAGAGCGCAAUGAUUACAUUUAG
Molecule: messenger RNA, 1446 nt
Organism: Zychaea mexicana
Lineage: Eukaryota; Fungi; Mucoromycota; Mucoromycetes; Mucorales; Lichtheimiaceae
Exons: 7
Coding region: 1-1446 (481 amino acids)
Source: RefSeq, a predicted model, not a curated record